This is a messenger RNA of Paramecium tetraurelia, 597 nucleotides long. RefSeq lists its product as uncharacterized. Gene Ontology annotation, molecular function: metal ion binding. NCBI's taxonomy places the organism in Eukaryota, Ciliophora, Oligohymenophorea, Peniculida, Parameciidae. The record is from RefSeq and is a predicted model, not a curated record. The transcript has 3 exons.
AUGUUAAGUUUAAAAUUAUAACUUUCAGAAUUAUAAAAAAUCAAAGAAAAAGAUAUUGGUUAAUUGAGAUAAAAAAUUGAAGAUCAAUCCAAAAAUUCAAUAGAAUUAAAUGGCUAAUUGGAAAAACUAGGGCAAAAACAACAAGAAUUAUAGUAAUUGUUAUAAGAAAAAAUAUAGCAAAUGGAAUAAUUAAGAAAUCAAAAAUAAUUGUUGGAUUAAUAGAACGAAAAUAAUUAAUUUGAAAUUAAUAAUUUGAAUAAGUAAGUUUAAUCUUUGAAGGAUCAGCUAUCCAAACCAAAAAAUACUAAAUAAAUUACAGAUACAAUUUUACAAUUAGAAAAAACAGAUAAAGAUAUUUAGAAAAAUUUAUCCUGUACAUUUUGUAAUAAGUUCAUAAAACAACCAGUUACAAUUAUUCCUUGCGGACAUUCCUAUUGUUUUGAAUGCAAAAAAGGAUAUAAUAAAGAAUGUUUUAAAUGCGGACCUAAACUAAAAAUUGAAGCAAUGUAUAGAAAUGAAUUACUUGAUGAUAUUAUCGCAAUGGUUAAAUUAAUUGAAUAAAGUAUCAAUUGCAUGAAACAAGUUACUCAAAAAUGA